AAAACAUUUUCACUAUAAAUACCGAAAAAAGUCCCCUAUUCUUUUUAACCAAUCCUAAAAAUCAAGAACACACAUACAUUUUUGAAACGAAUUUUCUAUUUUUUCUCUGUAAAUCAAACAAUGGGCGAUGAUAAUGUAAAGGAAACCAGUCUUCAUCUUCCUCAAAUCCCGAAACCAAUCUUGCAUUGCCCUUCCCUUGACACUACUACUCCAAUGUCCGAUGGAGAAAAGGUUAUGCAAAUCAAGAAUUCAGUUUGUGGCAUGAGGUUUUGUCCUAAUGAUUACGAGUUAGUUUGUUUCUCUCUUAUUCCAAGAAUCUUUGGCUAUAAACCACCGCUCGAUAUAAUUCAAGAACUCGAUGUUUAUAACACUAGUCCUGACAAUCUUCCAGUCUAUGAGUUCGAGUAUUCAACGCAUGGUCAGGCGUAUUUUUUUACGGAGAAAGUGAUGAAGAAAUCGAAGACUAAACGAACAGCAGGCGAUGGGUAUUGGAAAGUGGCAGGGGGAGAAAAAUGUGUGACUGAUAACAGAAAGAAGCAGUGCGUGGGAUACACGAAAACUAUGGUUUUUCAUCGAGGAAAAGCGCCGAAAGGGGAACAAACCAAGUGGGUUAUGGAUGAAAUUAGAGUGAAUGCGUCGUUGUAUUCUCAUACUGAGCGGAAUGAAGGCCUGGACUUGAAGAUGAAGAAGUAUGUGGUCUGCAGAAUCCGAGAUAGAGAACUGGUGAAGGAUCCUGACCCGUAUUGGGAUUGAAUUCAUUGAAUUUUGGAGCUAUUUGGAUGCAUAACCUUACGAGAAAUCUUCGGCUCAUUCUGUUCGGUUCUCUACGACAAAUCUUGGCGUGAUUCUGCUAUUUUUUUGGUUCUUGUUACCGUUUAUUUGAUUCAAUUUUUCGAAUUUGUGAAAAAACAAACGUUGAUUAGCUUUGUUCUUUGCCUGUCUGCAUCAGAAAAGAACAAAAUAGUAGUGAUACAGAGAUGUAAUUGAUACCUCUAAUAUGAAGAUUAUUGCUACUGCAUCUGAUUCUUACAUGUCAAUGACCAACUAUGCUACUCAAAUCACAAAAUGCUGCAACUUUUCUCUCUAAAACAAGAGAAUACAAGCUCACUAAUCAUUGGAAAAAAUAGAUUAAAAAAAGUUCAGAAUCUUCGAACAUCUGGCUGGCGCGCUCCUUUUGAGUUUCAUCAAAGAUGUCAAUCUUCUUCCAGUCGAAUAGCUCCAUGUCAUAGCACUUGUCAAUUAUAAAUUGAUGAACUUCUUGCCCAUGGAAAAGCCAUAACCCCUUCACCUUGUAAGGAGGAUUUGUGCCGAUCACAAGCAUCAUCCAAAGGCUUACUUGCAAGCCAAAUUCAUCCUUUACAGAAACCCACAGAAUUUAUUUUGAGUGUCAUAUAUAUGACACGGUAUUCUCUUUAUCGUAUUUAUAGUCACAGAACCACAGCGAAUAUCCCUCGCGAUCAUACAUAGAUUUAACAGGAGGAACUGACUAAGUCUGCUCGACUUCCCCGAUAAUGUUUUUGAAGUUUGGUUAUCUCUCAAAAAGAGGGCACUCCGAAGUAAAGCUCUUAGUCAUGAGCCGAUUAAAUUCCAAAUAAAGAUUGCAUGUCAUGAUUAUGUCGGCCAAGUGUUUGAAGCAAGGUACUCCCUCCGUCCC
Messenger RNA from Mercurialis annua (annual mercury), 1654 nucleotides. RefSeq names its product NAC domain-containing protein JA2-like. Gene Ontology annotation, molecular function: DNA binding. NCBI's taxonomy places the organism in Eukaryota, Viridiplantae, Streptophyta, Magnoliopsida, Malpighiales, Euphorbiaceae. Bases 121 to 753 code for a protein of 210 amino acids. The transcript is spliced from 3 exons. The record is from RefSeq and is a predicted model, not a curated record. Gene Ontology annotation, biological process: regulation of DNA-templated transcription.